Molecule: messenger RNA, 2489 nt
Organism: Chenopodium quinoa (quinoa)
Lineage: Eukaryota; Viridiplantae; Streptophyta; Magnoliopsida; Caryophyllales; Amaranthaceae
Product: pentatricopeptide repeat-containing protein At1g11290, chloroplastic-like
Exons: 1
Coding region: 138-2489 (783 amino acids)
Biological process (GO): RNA modification
Molecular function (GO): zinc ion binding; protein binding; RNA binding
Source: RefSeq, a predicted model, not a curated record
UGCUCUGCUCGGCUCACUCUCAUCGCCAACAUUUCUUCAAUUCCCACCUCAAAAAUCCUCACUCUUCCCGGCAACUCUGUUCACUCCAACGAACAAAUUGCCAACAAUUUUCUGCAAAAUCUGAACUAAACCAGUAAAUGAUUUCAAUGCAAACCUUAUCUCUACCAUCUUCACCCACUACUCCAUCACCAUUUUCUCUCUUAAGACCUCCCCUUUCUCAAAGAGUCUACAUUCCCUCUCAUAUUUACAAACACCCAACUGCAAUUCUUCUCGAAAUUUGCACUUCAAUUCAAGAGCUCCAUCAAAUUAUUCCUCAUAUAUACAAACAUAAUUUAUACAAUGAACAUCUCUUUCAAACUAAGCUUGUUAGUUUGUUCUGUAAAUUCAAUUCAAUGGAUGAUGCUGCUCGUGUUUUUUACCCAAUUGAGGAUAAACUUGAUGCUCUUUACCAUACUAUGUUAAAAGGGUAUGCUUAUAAUUCCACCAUUGACGAAGCUUUUUCGUUUUUUUGUAAGAUGAAAUGUGAUGGGGUUGAGCCAAUUGUGUAUAAUUUUACGUAUUUGUUGAAGUUGUGUGGUGAUAAUUCGGAUAUUAGAAGCGGUAGGGAGAUUCAAGGGCAGUUGAUUGUUAAUGGUUAUGCGUUUAAUUUGUUUGCAAUGACUGGAGUUAUGAAUAUGUAUGCUAAAUGUAGGGAAACUUUUGAUGCAUAUAAGAUGUUUGAUAGAAUGCCUGAGAAAGAUGUGGCUUCUUGGAAUGCUAUUAUUUUUGGGUAUGCUCAAAAUGGGUAUGCUAAAAUUGCAUUAGAGUUGCUUGUGAGAAUGCAGGAAGAAGGAACGAAGCCUGAUUGGAUUACAGUGAUCACGGUUUUGCCUGCGCUAGCGGAUAUGGGUAAGCUGAUUAUGGGAAAAUCUGUACAUGGGUAUGUUUUGAGGGCCGGUUUUGAUUGUUAUGUGAAUGUGUUAACUGCAUUGGUUGAUAUGUAUGCAAAAUGUAAAGCAGUGAGGACUGCUAGGUUGAUUUUUGAUUCGAUGGAAUCUAAGACUGUUGUUACUUGGAAUUCUAUGAUUGAUGGGUAUGUUCAAAGUGGGGAUCCUCAGGAAGCAUUGACACUUUUUGAGACAAUGUUGGAUGAAGGAAUUGACCCGAGUGAUGUAUCAUUCAUGGAAGCUAUACAUGCUUGUGCUGACUUGGGAGAUGUAGAGAAGGGUAUGGUCAUUCAUAGAAUGUCGGAUCAAUUGGGGUUUGAUUCUAAUGUCUCUGUUACGAAUUCCUUAAUUUCUAUGUAUUCGAAAUGUAAGAAGGUUGACGAGGCAAUGAAGUUGUUCGACAGCUUAAAUAAUAAGACUAGGGUGUCCUGGAACGCCAUGAUCAUAGGUUUUGCACAAAAUGGUUGUGUAAAUGAGGCAUUGAAUUAUUUUAGUGAGAUGCAAUUAAGAAAUAUCAAGUUGGAUUCAUUCACUUUGGUCUGUGUGAUUCCUGCUUUAGCUGAGUUAUCCAAUUUACGUCAGGUAAAGUGGAUCCAUGGACUUGCGAUAAGAACCUGCUUGGACACAAAUAUUUUUGUAAAGACUGCUCUUGUUGACAUGUAUGCAAAGUGUGGAGCAAUUCAUACUGCAAGGAAGCUUUUUGAUGGCAUGGAUGAGAGGCACGUGACAACUUGGAAUGUCAUGAUAGAUGCAUAUGGGACACAUGGGCUCGGAGAAACAGCACUCAAACUUUUCUCAGAAAUGCUGAAAGGUUCAAUCCUACCAAACGAGGUGACAUUUUUGUGCAUCAUAUCAGCUUGCAGCCACUCAGGUCUUGUUGAACAUGGGAAGUAUUACUUUGAAAUGAUGAAAGAAGUAUAUAAUUUGGAGCCUGCAAUGGAUCACUAUGGAGCUGUGGUGGACCUUUUGGGUCGAGCUGGUCAUCUAGUCCACAAGAACAUUGAAUUGGGAGAGAAAGCAGCUGAUAGGUUGUUUGUUCUGAAUCCAGAUGAUGGUGGUUACCAUGUAUUGCUGGCUAAUAUAUAUUCUGCAGCGUCAAUGUGGGAUAAAGUAGCUGAGGUGCGUUCAAUGAUGGACAAGAAGGGUCUUCGUAAAACCCCUGGCUGUAGUUUAGUGGAGCUAAGAAAUGAGUUUCAUACUUUCCAUUCUGGAAGCACACUCCAUCCUCAAUCACGAGAGAUUUAUGCUUAUCUGGAUUCACUUAUUGAGAGGAUAAAAUCUGUAGGUUAUGUUCCUGAUACCAAUUCUGUACAUGAUGUAGAAGCCGAUGUACAGGAGCAAUUGCUUAGCAGCCACAGUGAGAAACUAGCCAUUGCAUUUGGUCUUUUGAAUACAAAUCAUGGGGUACCUAUACAUAUUCGAAAAAAUCUUCGUGUCUGUGGUGAUUGCCACAAUGCAACCAAGUACAUUUCACUCGUGACAGGCAGAGAAAUUAUUGUGCGUGAUAUGCACAGAUUCCACCAUUUCAAGAAUGGGACCUGCUCAUGUGGUGAUUACUGGUAA